Phacochoerus africanus (Common warthog) is the source of this 1653-nucleotide messenger RNA. RefSeq lists its product as uncharacterized. Gene Ontology annotation, molecular function: RNA stem-loop binding. Gene Ontology annotation, biological process: DNA integration. The record is from RefSeq and is a predicted model, not a curated record. NCBI's taxonomy places the organism in Eukaryota, Metazoa, Chordata, Mammalia, Artiodactyla, Suidae.
AUGAAAGGAGAAUAUGAAAUGGCUAUGAUUUCAUCAGAUCCUGUACUUGCCCAUCACACCAUGGGCUCAUCCUGCAUGUCACAUCCCAAAAAGGCUGUUCCUCACAGAUCCUCGGUUACCAGUUGUCACACAGUGAAGAACCCUGUCAAUGUUCACAGGGAAUGUCCCCAUGGCUCUCUCCCUCUGGUCCAUGUUCCAGGAAAGAUGAUGGUGCCCCUUUGAGGGAUAUCCCUAAGGGACAGUGGUGAAGGGAAACCCUUCCAGUGGGCAGAAUUUCAAGCAGUAAACCUUGUUGCUCAUUUUGUGUGGAAGGAAAAAUGGCCAGAGGUACAAGUCUGUAGUAACACAUGUGCUGUAGCCAAUGGUUUGGCUGGAUGAGCACGGACUUGAAAGCAGCAUGAAUGGAAAAUUGGUGACAAUAAAGUUUGAGAAAGAGGCAUGUGGAUAGACUUCUCCGAAUGGGCAAAUAAAGUGAAGAUAUUUGCGUUCCAUGUGAAGGUUCACCAAAGGCUGAUUGCAGCAGAGGAGGAGUCCAAUAAUCAAGUGGAUAGAAUAACCCUUUCUGCAAGUACAGGUCAGGCUCUUUGCCUAGCCAAUCAUGCCAUUUCCCAAAGGGCUCAUGAAUAAAGUCGCUGUGGCAGCAGUGGAGGAGAUUAUGCAUGGGAUCAGUAGCAUAAACUUCCACUCACCAAGGCCAACCUGGAUACAGAACCAAUCUGCCAGCAGCAGAAACUAACAUCAACUUCUGAAUAUGGCACCAUUCCCCAGGCUGAUUAGCUGGUCCUCUCAUGGCAAGUUGAUUACAAUAAACCACUUCCAUCAGGAAAGGGACAGUGCUUUGUUCUUACUAGAAUAAGUACUUACUCAGGAAAUGGAUGUGUUUUCUCUGUGCUCAAUGCUUCUGCCCAAACUACUACCCAUGGAUGUAUAGAAUGCUUCAUCCCUCAUCAUGGUAUUCCACACAGUAUUGCUUCUGAUCAAGGGACUCACUUCACAGCCAUGGACAUGUGGCAAUGGGCUCAUACACAUGGAUUUCACUAACCAUAUUGUGUUCCUCAUCAUCCUAAAGUAGCUGCCUUGACAGAAUGAAUGAAUGGCCUUUUGAAAACUUGGUCACAGUACCAGUUAGGUGGUAACACCUUGCAGGACUAUGGAUACAACUUCCAAGAAGCUAUGUAUGUUUUAAAUCAGUAUACAAUAUAUGGUGCUGCUUUUCCCAUAGUCAGAAUUCAUGAGUAUAAGAACCAAGGGGUGGAAAUAGGAAUAGCACCACUCACUAUUACCUCUGUUCGUCCACCAGUAAAAUUUUUGCUUCCAGUCCCUGUGACUUUAUGCUUUGUUGGUCUGUUGAUCUUUGUUCCAAAAGGAGAAAUGCUUUUACCAGGAGACACAACAAUGACUCCACUGAACUGGAAGUUGUAACUGCCAUUCAGCCACUCUGGGCUCCUCAUGUCUCUGAGUCAACAGGCGAAGAAGAGUGUUACCAUACUGGCAGUUAUCGAUCCUAAUUAUCAAGGGGAAACCGGGCUGGUACUAUACAAUGGAUAUAAGGAAGAGUCUGCCUGGAAUACAGGGACCCCUCAUGGUGUCUCUCAGUACUACCAUGCUGUACAAUUAAAGUCAGUGAAAACUGGAAAAAUCCAAUUCAAGUAG